CACCAAUGCCUACAAAAGGCCUUCUGCACAUUCCAGUGUCUGUCAGGAUUUAUGUACAGAUAAGGAAGUUUUAAGGCAUCAUCCCAACAUGACCUGUUUUUGUUUGCUUCAGAUGUUCUUCAUACUGCUGUGCACCAUGCAAAUCUCAACUCCGGACUGUAAUAUUCCUUCUUUACAGCAAAGCAAAGCGAUUCAGAGCAGUUUACACCUUCUGGACAAAAUAGGACAAGCAUUUCCUCUGCAAUGCAGACGUGAGCAUGUACUCUUCAAGUUUCCUCACAACAUUCUGAAGCUCAGUCAGAAAGACAAUGUCAAGGUGGCCGUUCAGGAAACACUCCAAAGCAUCUUCUACAUGUUUAGCAAAAAUUUAACCUUAGCUGCCUGGGAUGGCAGAUCCCUUGAAAGUUUCCAGAAUGGACUUUAUCAACAAAUUGAGCAGCUAGAGGCAUGCUCAAUUAAGAAGAUAAAAAAGAAGCCACAAUAUUUAAGGGAUGUGGAAGCCAACAGACUGAAACUGAAAAAAUACUUUCAAAGGAUAGACAACUUUCUAAAAGGCAAGCAAUAUAGCCUGUGUUCCUGGGAGAUCAUCCGUGAGGAAGUGAGGAAAUGUCUUCAACUUAUUGAGAAAGGACUAGAAGGCUUAGAAAAUAAGUUGUGGAUUCAAGCCAAAAUCAAGAACCUGCUAAAUGAACAAGAUUCAAGAAGAGCAGAUGUGAAACAGAAACAUCCAAAAUGCAAAAGAAGGCACCAGGACCUGAAAUAAUGGGAAAAAAAGACUGAAGGAACAAAAUUAAUACAAAAGUACUAGCUAUUUCUAUUUUUCUUUUUUUGGAUGAAACACUAGUAAAAAGGAAUAUUUAUACAAAUAUCCUUUGUUUGUGUAACUAAGAAAACUUUUGAACAUUAAAAACUGGAAAAACAUUUCAACCCAAAGGCAA
This is a messenger RNA of Alligator mississippiensis (American alligator), 938 nucleotides long. RefSeq names its product interferon kappa. Gene Ontology annotation, molecular function: cytokine activity; type I interferon receptor binding. The coding region runs from base 89 to 763 and encodes 224 amino acids. NCBI's taxonomy places the organism in Eukaryota, Metazoa, Chordata, Crocodylia, Alligatoridae. Gene Ontology annotation, cellular component: extracellular region. The transcript is spliced from 2 exons. The record is from RefSeq and is a predicted model, not a curated record. Gene Ontology annotation, biological process: T cell activation involved in immune response; natural killer cell activation involved in immune response; B cell proliferation.